UUUGUUGAGCUUGAUAUGUCGUUUGUUCCUCACCGGAUCCAGCAUCUUUGACUCUCUGUUGUACCCUUGCAUGCAUACUGAGUAUCCUUCACCGUGACUAACUGGGCAUCAUUCUAUUCAGGUGUCUAUGAUGGCAUAUUCUAAUCUCGUUACUUCUCAGCAAGUUACGCGUCCAGCACUUUUCCCAUUUCUCGCACGGUCAAGCGCGUUUCAGAUGGGAAGCGGAAGUUGCCGGAAUUUAACUUGAGGCGCGGGGUCAACCUUGUCUACCAACUGCAAAGCAUCUACACUGUCUGAGUCUGCACUGGUCCAGUCCCACCUCUCAAUCAACGUCAUUCUAGUCCGUCAAGCCUGUUGAGGAUCGCUGCCAAUGGCCAACAAACAAGCAAUGUCAACCACGCAAACUGUCAAUGACCUCGAGGACGCCCGCAGCAAAGCCAGCUUCCCCCUUGAUGAGAUGUCUAUCGUCUACGCACGAACCCAAGGAGUCCGAGAUGAGCGGCGCUGGUUGGUAUCGUUGUUGAAGGAUGAUCCCGCGUUUGACCGUCGCAAGCGGCAUUUCAUGUCGAGAACGGAACGCUUUAGAAGCGCAUACGAUGAAGCAAUGGCUUACAUGCGCAUCACUAGGGUCGAGAAUGAAAUGGAGAAGCAGACGAGAGACAUGCUGAGAAUCUAUAUCGAUUCGUACAUCCCAGUUUGGCUGAACGACUCAAUGUGCAUUCCCACGGUGAUGGCUCAAAGUUCGACAUACCAACUUGAGACUAUGGGUUGGGAGGCCAAUUUCAAAGCAGGACGGUGGCUGGGUUGUUACUGCCAGACUGAAAUGCGGCAUGGCUCCAAUCUGUCUGGUUUGCAAACGACAGCGACUUUCGACCAGACGACCGACGAAUUCGUGGUUCACACGCCAGACCCCGCAGAUGCCAAGUAUUGGUGUGGAGGGCUUGGCAAGACAGCCACCCAUGCCAUUGUGCAGACGAAGCUCAUCAUUCAUGGUAAGGAUCAUGGUCUGCAUCCAUUUUUGAUUCAGAUCAGAGACUUGAAAACACACAAAGUUCUGCCAAACCUUGAGAUUCACGACAUUGGGCCAAAGCUGGGCUCAGAAUCGAUGGACAACGGUUAUAUGCGCUUCUAUCACUUCCGAACACCGCGCAUGACGCUCCUCAUGAAGAACGUCGAGGUUUCCCGCGAGGGAGUAUACACGUAUCUCAACCCAGCAGCAAAGGUGUUGGCUCGAGGCACAAUGUCACUUGUGCGAGUUUUCCUGGUUGAUCUGGCCAUUCACAAUAUGUCUAGGGCGUUGACACUGGCAAUCCGUUAUUCAAAUCUCAGGCGGCAAGGCUCGACCAGGAAUGGAGCCAGCCUUGAGCCACGCAUUGCAGAGUACAAGUCUAUUCAGCUACGAACUCUGCCGUACUUGUCGCAAGUGUUUCCGCUCCUGUUUGCCUCGUUUUAUCUGCGAGACUUGUACAAUCACCAACAAGAGCAGCUGAAGGCAGACCCGUUUAGUAAGGACACUGGUGAUCGUCUCGCUGAACUACAUGCCUGGAGUUCUGGCCUGAAAGCUUACGCUACGCAAACGUCACUCGAGGCAUGCAACCAUUGUAAGGAGUCUACUGGUGGCAUUGGCUAUCACAAGUUUGCUGGGUUUAGCUUCAUCAGCUCACAUCCAUCCGCCGGAGUUAUUAUUGAAGGUGAGAAUUGGGUCCUUUAUGGGGAGACCUGCAAGUAUCUGGUCCGAUCGUUGAAGCAGUCCAAGUCCAAAGCAACGGCUUAUUUGCAAAAGACGUCAACAGCAGCAUCAGCUUCAUGGGCUCUCAAAACUGCUCAUGGGAUUCGUGAUGAACGUCUUCAGAAUGCACUGCUCGAGAUGCGCGCCAAGCAUCUUGUGGAGAUGGCUUUAAAGCGUUCCCAGAAACCCGGUCCCCAGCAAGGCUCAAUUGACCACGAAGACGCCUACAACGCCUCUCGAGCUCAUAUGCAGCUCUUCCUCCUCGCAAACUUCUCGGAGAGAAUGUCUGGGCCAGAGCUUAAAAGUCUAUCGGCUCCAACUCGCGAGGUCCUCUUCCUCUUGCGCGACCUGUUCUUCGCCACUUGCGUCUUGACCAAUCUGGGAGAGCUCUAUCCAUUCAUGUCGAGUGAGCAGGUCGAAUGGGUCAGGGAACUCCGAGAUGACCUUCUGCCACGCGUCGGCCAGGAGGCUGUUCGUUUGGUGGAUGCCUUUGACUUUGAUGACUGGUACCUUGACUCUGCUAUUGGCAAUAGCAAAGGAAAUGUAUACGAGCAAAUGUACGACAUGAUGCGCUUCGAUGAGCCGCUAAAUGUCGAAGGUGUAGGGAUGCAAGAUGGAGUUGUCAAAGGCUGGCAUGAGACUCUGCAAAAGGUUGUCGAAGGCAAGCUUGGGUCAUUUAGUGAUCGUAAGAGUAAAUUGUAAAUAGUCUAGCGUGUAGGAAAUGGAAGUCGUCUAUGGAGCCGUUCCAACAGCUCGAUAUAGGCGGGCUCGUCCUCUUCAGUGAGAAUGCCUCGUCGAAUCAUGAAAUCGAUCAAGACCAAAGCACAGUUUGGCUUGAACUUGCCUUGCUUGAUGAUGGCAAGAAUCUCGUUGCAGUCCAGCAGUUCGAAUGCCUCUGACU
Molecule: messenger RNA, 2630 nt
Organism: Protomyces lactucae-debilis
Lineage: Eukaryota; Fungi; Ascomycota; Taphrinomycetes; Taphrinales; Protomycetaceae
Product: acyl-CoA dehydrogenase/oxidase
Exons: 1
Coding region: 371-2431 (686 amino acids)
Biological process (GO): lipid homeostasis; fatty acid beta-oxidation using acyl-CoA oxidase
Cellular component (GO): peroxisome
Molecular function (GO): FAD binding; fatty acid binding; acyl-CoA oxidase activity
Source: RefSeq, a predicted model, not a curated record